AUGGAAGGGAUCCGUAUAUUCACUUCCGAUAAUUACACCGAGGAAGACAUGGGCUCAGGUGACUAUGAUUCCAUGAAGGAACCCUGCUUCCGGGAGGAAAAUGCCCAUUUCAACCGGAUCUUCCUGCCCACUGUCUACUCCAUCAUCUUCCUGACUGGCAUAGUGGGCAACGGAUUGGUCAUUCUGGUCAUGGGUUACCAGAAGAAGCUAAGAAGCAUGACGGACAAGUACAGACUGCACCUGUCUGUGGCGGACCUCCUCUUUGUCCUCACACUUCCCUUCUGGGCAGUUGAUGCUGUGGCAAACUGGUACUUUGGGAAGUUCCUCUGCAAGGCAGUCCAUGUCAUCUACACGGUCAACCUCUACAGCAGUGUCCUCAUCCUGGCCUUUAUCAGUCUGGACCGCUACCUGGCUAUCGUCCAUGCCACCAACAGUCAGAGGCCAAGGAAGCUGCUGGCUGAAAAGGUGGUCUAUGUUGGUGUCUGGCUACCCGCUGUCCUGUUGACUAUUCCUGAUCUCAUCUUUGCCGACAUCAAGGUGGCAGAUGAGAGGUACAUCUGUGAUCGCUUCUAUCCCAGCGACCUGUGGCUAGUGGUGUUUCAGUUUCAGCACAUUGUGGUCGGCCUUCUCCUGCCUGGUAUCGUCAUCCUAUCCUGCUACUGCAUUAUCAUCUCCAAGCUGUCCCACUCCAAGGGCUACCAGAAGCGCAAGGCCCUCAAGACCACAGUUAUCCUCAUCCUGACUUUCUUCGCCUGCUGGCUGCCCUACUACAUUGGGAUCAGCAUCGACUCCUUCAUCCUUCUAGAAAUCAUCCAGCAAGGGUGUGAGUUUGAGAGCACUGUGCAUAAGUGGAUUUCCAUCACCGAGGCCCUAGCUUUUUUUCACUGCUGCCUGAAUCCCAUCCUCUAUGCCUUCCUUGGGGCCAAAUUUAAAACCUCUGCCCAGCAUGCACUUACCUCUGUGAGCAGAGGGUCCAGCCUGAAGAUUCUCUCCAAGGGCAAGCGAGGUGGACAUUCUUCUGUCUCAACCGAGUCUGAAUCUUCGAGUUUUCACUCCAGCUAA
This is a messenger RNA of Rangifer tarandus platyrhynchus (Svalbard reindeer), 1062 nucleotides long. Lineage: Eukaryota; Metazoa; Chordata; Mammalia; Artiodactyla; Cervidae. The record is from the annotation of a GenBank genome assembly.